Vigna angularis (adzuki bean) is the source of this 1041-nucleotide messenger RNA. RefSeq lists its product as uncharacterized. Lineage: Eukaryota; Viridiplantae; Streptophyta; Magnoliopsida; Fabales; Fabaceae. The transcript has a single exon. Bases 1 to 1041 code for a protein of 346 amino acids. The record is from RefSeq and is a predicted model, not a curated record.
AUGACUCUCAAACAGGGGAAGGACGAAGCGUUGCGAUCAUUCAUGGACCAGUAUCAGAAGACGGUCCGGCGCGUGAAAAGUCUGACCCCAGAGCUCGCCCUUCACUACAUCCUGCCGGCUCUAAAGCCGGGACCGUUUAAGGAUAGCGUCUGCAGGCGAGUGCCCAAAACGAUGGAAGAGUUGAGGGAACGGGCUGCAGAUGAGAUAAGGGUGGAGGAGAUGAAGCUCUCCUACAAAAGAGAAAAUCAAGAAGCCAGGGAAGCAAAGGCGGACGGUAAUAAGCCCGUUUCGUCCACCGGAAAAACGUCUGGUCCUAGACCCAGAGAGCAGAGAAAGGGACCUCGCUUCCCACAGUACACACCUCUGAACGCCUCGAGGGAGAAAAUUCUCCGAGAGGCCUUGAGUGCGGAAUUGAUACCGGAGUGGGAAGCGAACCCGACUCCGAAGAAUGCUGAUUGGAGCAAACACUGUGCGUACCAUAAAAAUAUGGGUCAUACCACCGAGGAUUGCUGGACCCUCCGGGAUAAGAUAGAAGAGCUCAUCGGGGCGGGAAAGCUUAAAAAAUACGUACGUGAGGAGCACCCGCCGCAAUCAACCGAACGACCUGCUCAAAGGUCGACGUACCGAAAGGAGAAACCGAGGAGCGCGCGAGCGGAACGACCCCGCUCAGAGAGGCGACCAAGCCGAAGUCGAAGCCGCAGCCGUGAACUUCCCUUGAGGGGACAUAUCAACACUAUUUCCGGAGGAUUCGCGGGAGGAGGAUCGUCUUCCUCCGCCCGUAAACGACAUGUUCGGGCCCUCCAAUCCGUGCAUUUAGUGGACAAGCCACGCCGAUCCAUGCCACCCAUCACCUUUUCGGACGAGGACUUUCACACCCCUGAUCCUGACCAGGACGACCCGAUGGUCAUAACGGCAGAGAUAGCCCGGUAUGGGAUCAGUAAGGUUCUGGUUGACCAAGGAAGCUCGGUCAACAUCCUCUAUUGGAAGACCUUCCUGCAGAUGGAUAUCUCGGAGGAUCUCAUCGUCCCUUAUGAUGGGUAG